UUUGUUUAUACUCUUCCCUCGCCGUUCCUCCCUUGGCGCGCCUCUCUCUCUCUCUCCCCGAUCCUGCGCUCGCCACAAAUACGAAUAUUAUGGCAAAUAGCAAUUUACCGAGACGAAUUAUCAAGGAAACGCAGCGUCUUCUCAGUGAACCAUCUCCUGGAAUUAGCGCGUCGCCUUCGGAAGACAACAUGCGGCAUUUUAAUGUGAUGAUACUUGGCCCUGCACAAUCUCCGUAUGAAGGAGGCGUAUUCAAGUUGGAAUUGUUUCUACCUGAAGAUUAUCCAAUGGCACCACCCAAGGUUCGCUUUUUGACUAAAAUAUACCAUCCCAACAUUGACAAGCUGGGAAGGAUAUGUCUUGACAUUCUGAAAGACAAAUGGAGUCCAGCUCUCCAGAUCCGAACAGUUUUAUUAAGCAUACAAGCUCUUCUUAGUGCGCCAAAUCCAGAUGAUCCCCUUGCGGAUAACAUUGCGAAGCAUUGGAAGUCAAAUGAGUCUGAAGCUGUUGAAACAGCAAAGGAAUGGACCAGUGCAUACGCAACUGGUGCAUGACAAAGAAGGCGGGAUAUCGUGGUUAAAAAGGAUUUUGGCAACUCUUGUUGUAUGUUUAAUUGACAGGCAAAUUUGUCGUUUGAGUAAUAGAUGAAUUAGUCUUUCAAAUUAUAUGUACCAUUGGUGUCCCUAAAACUUCCGCAUUCAGCUGUAUUUUCCGGUUUAGAAGGCUUGCUUUAAAUAUGUACAGCCGCGUGCUAUAUUUUGUUAUAAAUUUAGUAGUAAGGUACACUUCUAUA
This is a messenger RNA of Coffea eugenioides, 790 nucleotides long. Its product is annotated as ubiquitin-conjugating enzyme E2 36-like. The record is from RefSeq and is a predicted model, not a curated record. Gene Ontology annotation, molecular function: ubiquitin conjugating enzyme activity. Gene Ontology annotation, cellular component: nucleus. The transcript has 8 exons. Gene Ontology annotation, biological process: protein K63-linked ubiquitination; DNA damage tolerance. Lineage: Eukaryota; Viridiplantae; Streptophyta; Magnoliopsida; Gentianales; Rubiaceae. The coding region runs from base 90 to 551 and encodes 153 amino acids.